GUGCUCGUCUGUAUUUAGGCCAACCUUGUUUGUGAUGACGCAGCAUGGACGUCACAUAUAAAGCUCAUCUUCUACAUUGGGGUCUUGGUCGGGGACAUCGGCUUUGGUUUGAUUGCUGAUCUGAUUGGAAGGCGCAAGACUUUAAUGGCGACAGUACUUCUAUGGAAUGUGUCUGGCUUUGCAGUGUGCUGGGCUCCUGAGUACAUCAGUUUUAUCAUUCUAGAAUUCAUUGUUGCUGCAGCUCAACAUGGUGCUUUUAUGGUGUGCAACGUAAUGUCUCUGGAACUUGUGGGUCCCAACAAGAGAGUAUUCUGUGGCACACUUAUCCACGGAUUCUUCACCAUUGGUUUACUUUAUCAAUCGGGAGCUGCCUACUUCAUUAAACACUGGCAAUGGAUCGACUUCGCCAUUGCAGUUCCAUUGGUUUUCUACAUAGCCUACUAUUGGUUGAUACCCGAAUCUCCUCGCUGGCUUAUGAGUACAGGUCGGUAUGAUGAGGCCGAGGAAAUUAUCCAGAAGGCAGGAAAAGUUAACAAAGUAAAACUACCUGAAAAAAUUAUCCAUCCUUCUACAAUCGAAGGUGAAGAGGCUAAGGUGAAAUUGUGGCAUCUUUUCUCCACAAAAGAAAUGUUUGUUCGAACAACAAUUCUCCUUUACAAUUGGAUUGCGGUGGCUCUGAUGUACUUUGGAGUGACAAUGCACGCUGGAAAUAUAGGUGGAAAUUUCUACUUAAACUUCUUUCUCAACGGAAUUGUUGAGUUCCCUGCACUUGUGUUUGUGAUUCUAACGAUGGACAGGAUAGGAAGAAAGGGACUCCAAUGUCUGGUUAUGGUGUUUGGAGGAGUAGCAACUAUAUGUACUAUAUUUACCAUCUUGUUUGGAGGAGAGGAUCUUACGUGGCUUACAACAACCCUCUCACUUUUUGGUAAAGUGGGGUCUACGGCAGCAUUUUCUGUGAUCUACGUCAUGACUCUUGAACUUUACCCGACAGUCCUCAGGAAUGCUGCCCUUGGUGGCGGAUCGUGUGUCGGCAGGGUGGGGAGUAUGCUGGCUCCAUACGUUGCAUCCUCUGGUGCGUUGAUCGAUGGUGACUUUUCCACCGCAUUGCCACUGGUAAUCUUUGGUGUAAUAUCUGUCUCGGCGGGGCUUCUAGUUCUGUUAGUACCUGAAAGUCAACACAGAAAGCUACCAGAAAGUGUUCAAGAUGGAAUCAAAUUUUAUGAAGCGCAAGAGAUUGAAAGCAAUCAACGAAACUCUAACAAUGAAGAAUCAUCCUUAUUGGCGAUGUCCAAAUUCAAAGAUUCAUUAUAACGUUCUCCUGAAGUAGAAAUAUAUCAGGAGACAAUAUAUCAGGAGACAAUCGGAAAUUUAGCAGUAGUAUAUUCUAACAUUAGUGUUUUAUACCAGAAAGGAGAGUAUCUUGAAUUGGUGUCCAAUAUUAGGAGUGGUACUAGCAUCGUAUUAACGUCAGAACAAAUAUCUUAUCUCUUUGGAAUAUUUAAACCAGAUUGUGUUUUUCAGUUGAUUCUGAAUGAAAAAUAAAAACAUAAUCUGCCUAUAAUUUUUUAAAAUUAAAAUUAACAGGUAACUGAAUUAAUACAUUGUAUACAUCGAAAAUUAAGCAUCAUUCCAUAGAAUUAGAUAUGUACAUGUUCAAAUGAUUUUAUUGUUUGAGUCUCAGAGAAUAAACUAGGUUUGAUUUUUC
Saccostrea cuccullata (small rock oyster) is the source of this 1705-nucleotide messenger RNA. RefSeq names its product organic cation transporter protein-like. The transcript has 8 exons. Gene Ontology annotation, molecular function: transmembrane transporter activity. Bases 145 to 1311 code for a protein of 388 amino acids. Gene Ontology annotation, cellular component: membrane. Gene Ontology annotation, biological process: transmembrane transport. NCBI's taxonomy places the organism in Eukaryota, Metazoa, Mollusca, Bivalvia, Ostreida, Ostreidae. The record is from RefSeq and is a predicted model, not a curated record.